AUGAUUCUUAGUGCUUGCCUACGACGUAUCCCAUCGCCGGGUAUUUUUCGGGCGGUGCGCUAUCGUCCUUUCACUGUCAAGGCGAUUUAUUCGUCAUGCCCUGCUUCUCUAGCAUACGAUCGCCCGAGAUGUCGACCCAGCCUUUUUGACCACAAAGAGAACGAAAGCCGCCCACAUGAUUUGUACGACGAAGGAGUCAUCGUGGCUGACGACGGACUCGUCUAUCCUGGUGUGCGACAUGCGCGACCUGGGAUCACAAACGGCGCGGUCAUGUAUGCCGCUCCUACCUUGAUGAUGAAGGAGCUGACUUCGAUACCAUGA
Molecule: messenger RNA, 321 nt
Organism: Sporothrix schenckii 1099-18
Lineage: Eukaryota; Fungi; Ascomycota; Sordariomycetes; Ophiostomatales; Ophiostomataceae
Exons: 2
Coding region: 1-321 (106 amino acids)
Source: RefSeq, a predicted model, not a curated record